Molecule: messenger RNA, 1023 nt
Organism: Sclerotinia trifoliorum
Lineage: Eukaryota; Fungi; Ascomycota; Leotiomycetes; Helotiales; Sclerotiniaceae
Source: the annotation of a GenBank genome assembly
GUAAGUUCUAGGUUAUUCUCAGCCUCGCAUUGACGCAGUGUGGUCAGGAUGGUCAUGAUAGUUCUAACUUUUAUCAACGAUCUACCUUCAUCAAGCAUCAGCACCGAUCAAAUAAGUGUACUAAAAUAACAAAAGCGGACAAAGCGGAGUGUGUUGAGGGCACUUGCUUUAUCAAAAUUCCACAUUUCAAUCUCCCCUAUCGCCCGGCCCAACAAUACACAGUCCAGCCCAAUAUGUCGCUCUCCUCCUACCUCGCCAAAAACUACCUGACCGCCUCCACCCCAUCUUCUUCCUCCUCUAGCACAACCAAAAAGCGCAAACGCAAGACUGUUCCCCAAACUGGCCUCAUAAUCGCCGACGACGAUGCACCAGGUUGGUCGAAUCCGCGCGAACAAGCUUCUGACGACGAAACCCCCAUAAUAUCCAAUCAUGGCGGCAGUUCCGAAUUCCGCAAAUCAAAAAAAUCAUCUUGGAAAACCCUUGGUGUGCCAGUUCUCCAACCACAAAAUGAAGAUAAUGCAGAAGCAGAGCGCAUUAUUCAAGAAGCCGCUGCUGAGAAUUCCGCCGCCUUACAUGUAGACGAAGAACCUACAAUUGAGGAAUCGCGGGGCGGACUGCAAACACGCGAUGAAGCCGCCGCAGAAUCCGCAAGACGAAAACGCAAUGAAGCCGCUCAAUGGGCGCGAGAAUCACAGAAUGGAUCUAGCAAAAGCAAAAACAAAGACAAGGUAGAAGAAACCGUGUAUCGAGACGCCACAGGUCGAAGAAUAGACAUAAGCAUGCGACGAUCCGAAGCGAAAAAAGAAAUGGAUGAAAAAGCGCGCAAAGAGCUUGAAGAAAAGAAGCGCAGGAUAUACAACUCUCGCAGGCAAAACGAAGAGAAGAAUUAGAUGAGGCGAGAUUUAUGACGGUGGCGAGAGGCGUAGAUGAUAUACAGAUGAAUGAGGAAAUGAAGGAAGUAGAACGUUGGAAUGAUCCCGCGAUGCAGUUUUUAAGUAAGGAGAAGAAGGGAAAGAGUAGUUC